Messenger RNA from Cladocopium goreaui, 834 nucleotides. The record is from the annotation of a GenBank genome assembly. Lineage: Eukaryota; Dinophyceae; Suessiales; Symbiodiniaceae.
AUGUCUUCUCGCGACGAGCGAAAAAGCGGGCGUCACCGCGAUGCCAGUCCAGAGUAUGCAGAACGCAAACGAAAGCGCGAUGACAAGACUGACAAGAAAGAAAAGAAGGAGAAGGACCGCGGCCGCAGAGAAAAGGACCGUGACGGCCGUGACGGCCGUGACGGCCGCGACGGGCGGCUGGACCGCGACCGCGACCGGGAUCGGGGGGAUCGGGGCGAUCGCGACCGGGAUCGAGAAGAUCGGAAGAGAAGGUCAGACAGGUCUCCGGAGCCACCAGCUUCACCUCCGAAGGUUGCAAAACCUGCAACUAAUUGGAGAGAAGAGGCAGAUGAGGGCGAGGAUCUCCGUGCCCACUCGGACGACGAGGAAGCCGCUGCACGGAAACUGGAGGAAAGCCGCAAGCGCCGCGCAGCGAUGAUGACGCAGGCGAAAGAAGAGAAAGCCGAGAAAGCUGAGAAAGCAGACAACAACAAAGUUGACGCCCCUGAGGCAAGCAGGACAUCUGACCGCGAACCAGCAGUGGAUUCCAAUGGCAGAGCUGCAGGCUCCGGCGAAGGAAAUGAGGAGGCCAAAAAGGAUCAUGACGAUGGUGGUGGUGACAUGUUUGACUUGACACAGGACGCAAAAGAACUGAAGGCUGGCCAGAAGCGCACACAGAACAUCGCUACCACAGGUGCAUCGACUGAGGACUGGGAUGAUGAAGAAGGCUACUACGUGGCCCAGGCGCGACAUGGCGCGACAUGGCGCGACAUGGCGCGAUGCGCGACACGCGACACGCGACCAAACAUUCACAUCAUUCACCUUGAAAUUGGGGUAUGCCACGGUAGCAGUUAG